Botrytis porri is the source of this 500-nucleotide messenger RNA. RefSeq lists its product as uncharacterized. NCBI's taxonomy places the organism in Eukaryota, Fungi, Ascomycota, Leotiomycetes, Helotiales, Sclerotiniaceae. The record is from RefSeq and is a predicted model, not a curated record. The transcript is spliced from 2 exons. The coding region runs from base 1 to 483 and encodes 160 amino acids.
AUGAAUCAACAGAAUGAGCCGCUCCUCACCAUUCACGAUCUCCUAGCGCGCGUGAAGCCAGAGCUACGACGUGCCAAUCUACCGAUCACCAUCCGAAUUGUCACCUAUGCCGUCGCUAUCCGUGAUUUGAUGAGGCGCUCAUACUUAGAUGAGCCGGUGGCUUCUUUAAUAAGGCCGAGUGGUAUACGCCAGGGGGCGGUCAAGCCUUAUUUUUGGCAGGCAUUGAUUACAAUUCUGCUUAUACAGCACGCUUUGGCAAUUGCAUUUUGGUUGUGUGCAUUUAGCUUUUUCAUGCAUGUCAUGCUCUGCAUUCCAAUCCUCUUUCUGCCCACAUCACUUAUGCAAGAUUGCGAGAAGAGCUUCUACAUUAUUUCGUGGAUCAUCACUGCCAUUAUGUUGCCAAGUCGUAUCGGUUGCAGAUUGGUGCAAUGGAGGCGCUUGAAAAGAUGGCUAGAAAUGUCUCUAGAGAGGUACGCCGUCUAAGAUUGAUGCCAAGAUGA